AAUUUGAGGACAACAAACAUGUCUGGUUGGUCACCUGAAAACGCCAAGAGAGCAUAUCUUCAAGCACUAAAUAUGGCCAAAAGAGGUAAAGAACCUGAUGUAGCUGAGUUUAUAUCUGCUCUAGCAGCAGGCAAUAAUGCACAACUCAUGGUGGUCGCCGGCGCCAGCGUGGCCGGUUCAGCCGCGCUAGCUCUGGCUGCAGCUGCUCACCAAACUGGUGGCCGUGUGGUUUGCAUUUCAUUUGGACAAAUUGAAUCACAAGCAUCACGAAAAGCACUAGGAGUUUAUGGAGAUUGUGUUGAGUUUGUUGUAGGAGAUGUGAAAAGCCUUGUACUUGGUGAUUACAAAGGAGCUGAUUUUGUGCUUGUAGAUUGUGACAUGACCAAUGCAAGGGAAAUUUUCUUAGCAGCAUUUAAAGGGGCAAAAGAUGGGGCACUUGUGGUUGGAUAUAAUGUCAAGCAUAGGGUCUCACGGUGGAGACAAUUGAGGGCAUCGUUUUUACCCAUUGGAGAAGGGUUGUUGGUGACUAAAAUUGACCCAAAUUUGAAGGCAUUAAAUGACAGGGUUGUCCAUAGAAGGAAGAAUCGUUGGAUUGUUCAUGUAGAUAACCACACCGGAGAGGAACAUAUUUUUAGGGUCACAUCUCCUUAUAAGAAACUGCAGAUGGGAAUUUAAGGCAACAAAUUGAUAGG
This is a messenger RNA of Abrus precatorius (Indian licorice), 692 nucleotides long. RefSeq lists its product as uncharacterized. NCBI's taxonomy places the organism in Eukaryota, Viridiplantae, Streptophyta, Magnoliopsida, Fabales, Fabaceae. The transcript has 2 exons. Bases 19 to 675 code for a protein of 218 amino acids. The record is from RefSeq and is a predicted model, not a curated record.